Molecule: messenger RNA, 1394 nt
Organism: Drosophila ficusphila
Lineage: Eukaryota; Metazoa; Arthropoda; Insecta; Diptera; Drosophilidae
Product: organic solute transporter alpha-like protein
Exons: 6
Coding region: 286-1272 (328 amino acids)
Source: RefSeq, a predicted model, not a curated record
CAGAGCGCGAGCGAAUAAGUCACACGCGGCUAAAAAUUGCACAAAAUAGCAGAGAAAAGCAGCAGCGAGAGUGAAAAGUCACCCCUUUGCGAAUAUAUGAAAGCGAACACAAGCUUUAAGAUACAUUUAUGAGUGCUAAUAAAGUGUAAAGACUGCUAACUGGCGUAGUGUGAACAAUGAUAAAGAUGUGAAGUGAAGUGUCGUGGCCUAAGUAAAGGAAUACCAGGAAGUAUUGCACCAGCUUGCCCCAGUUUGAGUUAGUCACCUUUAGUAUAAAACCGCACAAUGAAUGCCAGCGAGGAUUAUUUAUCGAUGGAUCCAACGGAGGAGAUAUCACAGGUCUUGGAUCUGCAGGAAAACAAAACAGAAACCCUGCGAACACAUCCAACUGUUGCCGAGUAUUAUGAAAACAUGACUGCCUUCGUAAGCCUGGCCAUCUUCGUAGCCAGUCUGCUCACCAUCCUCAACAUCUGCAUCUUCGCCACGACGGUCUCACGGUUGCGUCGCCACCUGAGCAAGUCGCUCCUGAGCCCCUCGAUUAUAAUGGUCGCCCUGUAUCCGAUUAUCUCGCUGGCUGCCCUGGUUACCAUCCUGGUGCCAUACUCCUGGUUCAUCUGCCACACGGUGAUGCACGUGAUGUUCAUGGUCGGCGGACCCGUCUUCCGCACCCUGCUCUUCCGUUACGUGAACUCGGAGCAGAACUACGUGAAGGAGACCGCCGGGGAGGCGGUGCAGCUGAAUACCCCGCCCUGCUGCUGCUGCUGCCUCUGCCUGCCGAUGGUGAUUCCCACCAAGGCCAAGCUCUGCAUCUCCCGAUACAUGGUCUGGCAGAUGCCCUUCUGGCAGGGCUCCAUCAUGCUGGUGAUGAACAUCCUCUACUACAGGGACAUCCAGCUCUACCGCCAGGUCAUGUUCUUCUUCAUCCCCUUCAUCGUGUGCUCCAUUGUCCUAGGCGUGUGGUCCCUUCAAAUCACGGUGCGGAUGAUCACAAAAGUUCGCGGAGAUUAUCAGCUAAGGAAGAAGAUGUUCUGCCUCCAGUUAGUUGUUAUGCUUUGCAAACUGCAGUAUUUGAUUCUGUACGAUCAGCUGGACGGCAUCAAAAUGGGAGGGGAGUACCCCAUUAAUCACACCGUCUACAAGCAAACUAUCAUAAACAUCUUAAUCCUAGUGGAAAUGGUGCUGGUCUCCAUGAUGGUUCAGAGUGCAUAUCGUACUCCCAUUCAAGUUCAAAUCGACGAGGUCAACAAGGAGAAGGAAGUAACUCGCAUUUGAGUCUGGGCGUUGGUAGAAAGUAGAACAAAUUGUGAUAAAUUUAAUAAAGAAAAUGUAGUUAAAUUUAUUUUGUAAUAGUUUGCUCUUAACAACUUGCUUUAAAUAGACUAAAAACGGAAUUA